Orycteropus afer afer is the source of this 632-nucleotide messenger RNA. It is a transcript of the gene SPMIP8, whose product is annotated as testis, prostate and placenta expressed. The record is from RefSeq and is a predicted model, not a curated record. NCBI's taxonomy places the organism in Eukaryota, Metazoa, Chordata, Mammalia, Tubulidentata, Orycteropodidae.
AUGGCCCGCAUCAUCGACCUGUGUGUGACCACCGGUGGACAAGACCCUCUUCCCUCUUUUCUUUCUACAGAUGAGUUUGACAAUGCCCACUUCACACUCCUCGGUGUCCCCAACAAGCCCCUACAGUGCUUGGACAUCACGGCGACUGGCCAGAAGCUCCGAGACAGGUAUCACUCGGGGAAGCUGGCGCCCAUCGCUCCGGGCAUCAACCGGCUCGACUGGCCUUGCUUCACGCGCGCCAUAGAGGACUGGUCCCGCUUCGUGUCCUCGGCCGGCGAGUUCAAGCUGCCCUGCUCAGACAAGAGGGUUGAGAGCUUCAGCGGCUACGCGGUGAGGUACUUGAAGCCGGAAGUGACCCAGAGCUGGCGGUACUGCCUCAACCAGAACCCCAGCCUGGACCGCUACGGACAGAAGCCCCUGCCCUUCGACUCCCUGAACGCUUUCCGUCGCUUCGGCUCCCAUUACAGUCGAGUCAACUACCUGACCCCUUGGCAUUAAUCUAUGAAAAGGAGACUGAUCCUCAGGCUGCCAGAUGUGCCACCUCAGGCCCCCAUUGGACCAGGGGAUGUGUGGUAGCACCAUCUAUCCCCCACCUCAGCCUGGCUAGAAAUAAACGUAAUGCUCCUACAGAG